Molecule: messenger RNA, 1712 nt
Organism: Salvia hispanica
Lineage: Eukaryota; Viridiplantae; Streptophyta; Magnoliopsida; Lamiales; Lamiaceae
Gene: AGT2
Product: alanine:glyoxylate aminotransferase 2
Biological process (GO): glyoxylate catabolic process
Cellular component (GO): mitochondrion
Molecular function (GO): L-alanine:glyoxylate transaminase activity; pyridoxal phosphate binding
Source: RefSeq, a predicted model, not a curated record
UCAUGAACCAUGAAUAGAAAAAUGUUGAUCUGAGUAGAUGGGAGUGUUAAAGGAAUCUUUUUUUGGAUGGGGUUGGUGGAAUCUGAUCAAGCUCCACCUCAACAAAUCCCCAAUUCCUAUAUAAAUCACACUCUUCACUCCUAAACUAUGAAAAUCAUCAUCCAUGGGGAUUGAAAGGAAGCUUUUAAUUGGGGCAAGGCGCUGCCUUUCCACCUCUAAUGUCGGACUUCAACGCGCCGCCGCUCCUCCCUCUCUGCCGCCUUUUGACUACGAUCCCAAGCCCUACGACGGCCCCCGAGCUGAUGAGGUCUUCGAGAAGCGAAAGCGAUUCUUGGGCCCCUCCCUUUUCCACUACUACCAGAAGCCUUUGAAUAUAGUUGAAGGGAAGAUGCAGUACUUGUUUGAUGAAAAUGGAAGGCGCUAUCUCGAUGCGUUUGCAGGCAUUGUGACAGUGUCUUGUGGCCAUUGCCAUCCGGACAUCCUCAAUGCGAUUGUCGAGCAAAGCAGGCUUCUUCAGCACGCCACCACGAUAUACCUACAUCACGCCAUUGGUGAUUUUGCAGAGGCGCUAGCAUCUAAAAUGCCCGGAAAUCUGAAGGUUGUGUAUUUUGUAAAUUCAGGGACUGAAGCCAACGAGCUUGCUAUGCUGAUGGCUCGACUGUACAGUGGAAACCUUGGCAUGAUUGCAUUGAGGAAUGCAUACCAUGGUGGAAGUUCUAAUACGAUAGGGUUGACGGCUCUCAACACGUGGAAGUAUCCUAUUCCUCAGGGUGAGAUUCAUCAUGUUAUGAACCCAAACCCAUAUCGUGGAGUGUUUGGCUCUGAUGGCAAGCGCUAUGCUGACGAGGUACAAGACCACAUCGAUCACGGAACAUCAGGAAAAGUCGCUGGGUUUAUUGCAGAGACGAUUCAGGGUGUUGGUGGAGCAGUCGAGUUAGCCCCUGGAUACUUAAAAUCGGUCUAUGACAUUAUCCGUAAAGCUGGUGGUGUCUGUAUUGCUGAUGAGGUGCAAACUGGCUUUGGCCGGACAGGAAGCCACUAUUGGGGGUUUGAGACGCAGGGAGUCGUUCCUGAUAUAGUCACUAUGGCCAAGGGCAUAGGUAACGGUCUUCCACUCGGAGCAGUGGUAACAACUCCCGAAAUCGCAAGCGUACUGUCUCAGAAAAUACAGUUCAACACAUUCGGGGGCAACCCAGUCUGCUCGGCUGGUGGACUAGCAGUGCUGCAAGUUCUUGAAAAGGAGAAACGCCAGCGGCACUGUGCGGAGGUUGGCUCUCACAUGCUCGGGCGCCUCAGAGAACUGCAACAAAAGCACGAUAUAAUCGGGGACGUGAGGGGAAGCGGCUUAAUGGUGGGGAUAGAACUCGUGUCUGACCGGGAGAAGAAGACACCCGCCAAGGCAGAAACUGCUGUUCUAUUUGAAAGCCUUAGAGAGCUCGGGAUCUUGGUCGGGAAAGGCGGGCUUCAUGGGAAUGUUUUCAGGAUAAAGCCACCAAUGUGUUUUGGCAAAGAUGAUGCUGAUUUCUUGGUGGAUGGACUGGACUAUGCCAUGUCCAAGCUCUGAAACUGGAUUGUGUUCAAUCUAAUCUCACUUUUGUGAAAAAAUAAACUUGUUUGGCUUAUGUUUCAUCUUUCAACUGUUUGUUCUUUGUUGAAGAGAUUGUUCAAGUUGUUUGAAUUUUCUUCUUAUAAGUUUGCAGCUUUCUCUUGUA